CCGAAGCAGAGAGAGCGAGGACACCAUGGAAAAGGAAGAGGAAGAGGAAGCAGUGGCACCAAUGGUGAAGUUGGGAUCGUACGGUGGUGAAGUUCGGUUGAUGGUUGGUGGAGAGGAAUCCGCUGCGGAGGAGACCAUGCUUCUUUGGGGUAUUCAGCAACCCACGCUUUCCAAACCCAACGCUUUUGUCUCUCAAUCUUCUCUGCAACUCUCCCUCGACACUUGUGGCCACUCUCUCUCUAUUCUUCAAUCCCCUUCUUCCUUGGGAAAACCUGGAGUGACGGGAGCGGUGAUGUGGGACAGUGGAGUUGUAUUGGGGAAGUUUCUGGAGCAUUCUGUUGACUCAGGGAUGCUUGUCCUUCAGGGAAAGAAGAUUGUUGAGUUGGGAUCUGGUUGUGGAUUGGUCGGUUGUAUUGCAGCCCUCUUGGGUGGUGAAGUCGUUGUUACUGAUCUGCCAGAUAGGCUGAGGCUACUGAGAAAGAACAUUGAGACCAAUAUGAAACAUGUUUCUCUACGCGGUUCUAUAACAGCAACUGAACUCACAUGGGGAGAAGAUCCUGACUCAGAACUCAUUGAUCCCACACCUGAUUUCGUGCUAGGAUCUGAUGUGGUGUACAGUGAGGGGGCAGUUGUGGAUCUGCUAGAGACUCUUAUGCAGCUCUCUGGACCAAAUACAACAAUAUUUUUGGCUGGAGAACUCAGAAAUGAUGUCAUUCUUGAGUACUUCUUAGAAGCUGCAAUGAACAAUUUCACUAUUGGCCGUGUGGAUCAAACACUGUGGCACCCUGAUUAUUGCAGCAAUCGUGUUGUUCUUUAUGUUCUAGUGAAGAAAUAAUUGUUGAGAUUAAUUUUUGAUUGUCUUGUGGAAUGCUGAUAGCAUAAUGUCCAUAAAGUGCAUUAAGAAUGAGAAUUGUGAGUUUUUUUAUCACUAUAUUUUCUUUGUUAACCAAUGAGUAUUUUGUUGUCUUUUAUCUGGAAAA
Vigna angularis (adzuki bean) is the source of this 980-nucleotide messenger RNA. RefSeq lists its product as uncharacterized. Lineage: Eukaryota; Viridiplantae; Streptophyta; Magnoliopsida; Fabales; Fabaceae. The transcript is spliced from 5 exons. The record is from RefSeq and is a predicted model, not a curated record. The coding region runs from base 26 to 835 and encodes 269 amino acids.